Messenger RNA from Suillus fuscotomentosus, 1174 nucleotides. RefSeq lists its product as uncharacterized. NCBI's taxonomy places the organism in Eukaryota, Fungi, Basidiomycota, Agaricomycetes, Boletales, Suillaceae. The record is from RefSeq and is a predicted model, not a curated record. The transcript is spliced from 4 exons. Bases 244 to 930 code for a protein of 228 amino acids.
CUGAAGACGAUUAAUUUCGUGUCAGGUCCGAUCGAGGCGUAACAACGCUCUCGACUUUUCACACGAGACAUACAAGGUUAUCUAUAUGCAUAAUACCCCAUAUACGUAGGUCCGACAUAAACGCCGUCGUCGUAAUUUUGCCACUACCAUCACUCUCACGUUUCUGAUUUCAAACGUACCAACGGUCCGCGACCAAGGAUACCUCACCUUAGACACGGUACGAGGCCGAAGCAAAAUCCCAACAUGCUGUCAUCCAUCGAACCCCUGGAGGAGAGAUUCAGACAGGUAGAAGAAGAGAGUGAGAGGAGGGCUAUGCAAGAGCAAGACCUGUCGUCGACAAAUGAGCUAGUUGACCCUGAUUUAGUCAGCCUAAGCAGGCGAGGACAUCAGCGGAAGAAGAGUUCAGUGUCAAUUUCACGAUUCGGCCAGCCUGGCGCAAGUAGUUCCACUUCACCCACACCUUCACUACUCGCUACUGUUGCCCACAAGUCGACAUUCUAUCAUUCAUUAGCAAACCCCAGAAGCAUGGACUCCUUCAUUUCCGAACGCUCAGAAGACGAAUCUCACCAUUUAGAAGAUGACCAGCAGGUGACGCGAGUCGAACGAAUACAUAGCCGUCAGCCUUUCCAGAAAACAGUUGAAGCCAUACUACCCCGACGCAUGGUUCGGUCGCACUCAUCAAACGUACUCUCGCCAAGUACACGCCUGGUCAUUGACGUCUCUGUCGAAAAGGCAACAGUAGAUACCGCAUAUGCGCGUUCUGAGGACACCCACACCACCACCAUCCACGCAACCAAAGCAGGAGAGCUAAGCCCUAGAGCGUCUCAGAUUAGCGCGCUUGGCGCCAAGCCACCGGCAGACAGGCUGGUAGAACGGGCGAAAUCGUUCGCUCGUAAAUUCGGACGUAAAAGAAAGCCCGAAUCUGGGUGAGAUGAAGUGGAUGUUGUGCGCGCGCCCGGCUCUUGAGCUGUCAAGGAGACUCUGGAAUGGAAUGGACCUAGUUUCAAUGAUCCGAGUAGUUGCCAUGCUUCAUCAAGGACUAGUGAUAACCUUGAAUUGCUCAUCACCAAGAGGCCAGAGCUGCAUCAGAAUUUCUUUCAUGUACGAUACUCUAUGAUUAUAUAAUAUAAUUUCAUGAACCAAUCAUCGUUCAAUCGCCUUUCUUCCACUGACA